UUCUCUGAAAUCAUGAAAGAAGUUGUUUGAAAUGUGGAAGAUUUUGUGUCUGUUGAAUGUGCUUUGUGCAUGUGGGAGCUUUCAGCAAAUAUCAAACGAUUUGAAAAAAGUUCAAUACCAAUACGUCGUCGAGAAAUGGCUCAAUGACGUCGAUUCUGAUUUAUCCCACUUCAAUUCGCUGGCGGCCCACCUAACUUGGAAGCUGUCCACCGACCCUGACGAGAAAACUUUGUGGCAAGCUCGCCAGCUGGGGAAAGCGAGGAACAGGUGGAAAAACAAAGUGUGCGAAUCCACGAUCAGAACCGACUGGACGAUGCCGGAACAGAGAAGGAAAAUUUAUCUGAUGUGCAGGGGGCCGAAGUUCGGCGAUCAAAUGGUCUUGGAGUAUUUGGAGGUUUUGGGGAAAUUAUCGGAGGAGUACAAUUCGGAAGUGUGCUUGGAAGGGCGUCCGGUGAAAGUUAACGAAAGCGCGCCGAAUUUUCCGGAGGAAGGGGAUUGUUUGUACGGGGAGCCAGAUUUGGAAAGGAUUAUGAAAAGGAACGAUUUGGAUCCGGAGCAGCUGAAGUGGAUUUGGCUUAAUUGGCACGAUUCGGUGGGGCCUAGGGUUAAAGUGCCGUUUCGGGUGGCUGUGGAAUACCAGAAUCUUGCAGCGAGGAGCAAUGGUUACGACGACAUCGGCGCAGUGUGGCGUGAAGAACUCGAAACCCCCGACUUGGAAAAAUUCGUCUUUGAUUUAUACGAAGAAAUACAGCCCCUGUACGUAAUGUUACACGCUGUAGUGCGACACAAGCUUUACCAGAAAUAUGGACCUUCACAUAUUGAUCCCAAGGGACCAAUUCCUGUACACUUAUUAGGAAACAUGUGGGGACAAGACUGGGUGUCUUUACUAGAAUUAUUUUCAGUUUCAAGUGCAAACAUAAAUUUAAACGAAAAAUUACAAAAUAAAAAUUUGACAGUCAAAGAUAUGGUUCUAGAAGCUGAAGAUUUUUACACGUCUUUGCGUCUUCCAGAAAUGACUGACAAGUUUUGGAAAUUCUCGAUUUUUGAGGAAAAUGAGAACACCACGCUGUGUCAUGGAACAGCGGCUGACUUAUACAGUCGCGACGACUUCAGAAUGCUAAUGUGUGGUAAAGUUAACAUGGAAGAUUUUUACAUCAUUCAUCACGAAAUGGGACACAUCGAAUACUAUAUGGCGUAUCAAGAACAACCCGCUGUGUUUCAAGAUGGCACCACAACCGCUUUUCACGAAAGCAUAGGAGACGCUGUAAUGCACGGUGUCAUGACACCUCAACACCUCCAUCGCCUUAGUUUACUGACCGACAAUCAAUUAAUCGACAACAACACAGAACUUUACCUGCUAUUCUACCAAGCUUUGUCUAAAAUUCCAGAAAUUCCCUUUUCUCUAAUCAUCGAUAAAUACCGCUGGGAGAUUUUCAGAGACAACGUCCCUUACGACAAGUGGAACGAAUACUACUGGCACUUGAACAAAAAGUACAGAGGAAUCGUUCCACCUGAAAAUAGAAGUGGAAGAUACUUUGACGCUGGAGCCAAAUUUCACAUUCCUGAUAACACUCCAUACAUACGCUAUUUCUUAAGUAGCAUACUACAAGUCCAAAUUUUCAAAAGCUUGUGUGAGCUGACGCUGUAUGGAACAGCGGCUAGUAGUAACGAAGACAGUAACUUACCCCUUCACAAAUGCGAUAUUUAUGGGUCGAAAAAUGCAGGGAAAAAACUGCUCGCUAUGAUGGAAAAAGGCUCGAGCAUCCCCUGGCCUGAAGCGCUUUCAAUAAUUAGUGAAACCCCUCAAAUUUCUACAAAACCGUUUUUAGAAUAUUAUAAACCCAUUUAUACGUGGCUGAAAAAAUAUAUUGAGUCGAAUGACGUGUAUGUUGGCUGGUAAAUAUAACCCUGCAAACAGAA
Zophobas morio is the source of this 1920-nucleotide messenger RNA. RefSeq names its product angiotensin-converting enzyme-like. Gene Ontology annotation, molecular function: metallopeptidase activity; peptidyl-dipeptidase activity. Lineage: Eukaryota; Metazoa; Arthropoda; Insecta; Coleoptera; Tenebrionidae. The record is from RefSeq and is a predicted model, not a curated record. Gene Ontology annotation, cellular component: plasma membrane. Bases 32 to 1900 code for a protein of 622 amino acids. Gene Ontology annotation, biological process: proteolysis. The transcript is spliced from 9 exons.